Messenger RNA from Malania oleifera, 1260 nucleotides. RefSeq names its product reticulon-like protein B2. Lineage: Eukaryota; Viridiplantae; Streptophyta; Magnoliopsida; Santalales; Ximeniaceae. The transcript has 5 exons. The record is from RefSeq and is a predicted model, not a curated record. The coding region runs from base 222 to 995 and encodes 257 amino acids.
CUAGGUUCGGUCUUGGGCUUUUGAACGGCUGAGAUUGCAUGUCCUAGCUUGGACCCCACACUUGCACCGCAUGAGGAGCGGAGCUGUUACAAAGAGAACUGAAACUGAUUACAUUUCAGCCUUUGCGGGAGAGAGAGAGAGAGAGAGGGAGGGAGAUUUCAGUUCCGAUUCGAAGAUUAAGGGUUUUGAGGGAUUGAUAAGAGGGAUUUCAGUUAGGAGUCAUGGCGGAUCACGAGGAAUCGAGCUCAUCCGCCGUUGAAUCGAUGAUGGAAAAGGUGACGGAGAAGUUUCACGAUCACGAUUCGUCGUCGUCCUCCUCCUCGGAUUCCGAUGACGACAAGGUAAAGGCGUCGUCUUCUGCGGCGAAAUCAAAGAUUUAUCGUCUCUUUGGGCGAGAGAAGCCCGUGCACAAGACUCUCGGUGGUGGAAAACCUGCGGAUGUAUUUCUGUGGAGGAACAAGAAGAUUUCAGGAGGAGUGCUGGGCGUGGCUACUGUGAUUUGGGUUUUGUUUGAAUUGCUUGAAUACCACCUUCUGACUCUGAUUUGCCAUUGCUUCAUACUUUCUCUUGCUUUGUUGUUCUUGUGGUCCAAUGCUACUACCUUUAUCAACAAGUCUCCCCCGCGCAUUCCUGAAGUUUAUAUUCCAGAGGGUCCAGUCCUUCAGUUUGCCUCUGCACUGAGGAUUGAAAUCAAUCAAGCUUUUGCUUGCUUACGGGACAUUGCAUCAGGAAAAGAUCUGAAGAAAUUUCUUGCUGUUAUAGCUGGCCUGUGGGUUGUGUCAAUAAUGGGGAGUUGGUGCAACUUCCUGACCUUGUUCUACAUAGCAUUUGUCUUGCUUCACACAGUCCCUGUUCUCUACGAGAAAUAUGAGGACCAGGUGGACUCAUUUGCAGAGAAGGCAAUGAUCGAGCUCAAGAAGCAGUAUGCUGUCUUUGAUGCCAGGGUCUUAAGUAAGAUUCCAAGGGGACCAUUGAAAGAUAAGAAGAAGGCUUAGAGUGGCUAUGGCAUAUAGUCACUGCUAGGUACCGACAAGUGUUUGGUAGCUAUGUUUUGUCAAGGUGUUGUGACUUCUAUCCAUCAUUGCCUAGAACCCUGUUUUUAAUCUUUUGUUUUAUGGAGAGUUUGGGUUCACAAUAUGGAAGGAUAUAGGUUUUUAAAAUAAUACUUUUCUGUUGUUUCGUAGAUGGACAGCAUAUUUUUGAACCUAUCUGCAAUGAGUGUUCUAGUGAUCAUCAUGUUUCAUAUUGCACGUCAACGAA